AGCGAGAAAGAUGGCGGACCCGGCCGAGUGCAACAUCAAAGUGAUGUGUCGCUUCAGACCUCUCAACGAGUCUGAGGUGAACCGCGGCGAUAAGUACAUCGCCAAGUUUCAGGGAGAAGACACGGUCAUGAUUGCGUCCAAGCCGUAUGCAUUUGACCGAGUGUUCCAGUCAAACACCUCUCAAGAGCAAGUGUAUAAUGACUGUGCAAAGAAGAUUGUUAAAGAUGUACUUGAAGGAUACAAUGGAACAAUAUUUGCAUAUGGACAGACGUCCUCUGGGAAGACACACACAAUGGAGGGUAAACUUCAUGAUCCAGAAGGCAUGGGGAUUAUUCCAAGAAUAGUGCAAGAUAUUUUUAAUUACAUUUACUCCAUGGACGAAAAUUUGGAAUUUCAUAUUAAGGUUUCAUAUUUUGAAAUUUAUUUGGAUAAGAUAAGGGACCUGUUAGAUGUUUCAAAGACCAACCUUUCAGUUCAUGAAGAUAAAAAUCGAGUACCCUAUGUAAAGGGGUGCACAGAGCGUUUUGUAUGUAGUCCAGAUGAAGUUAUGGAUACCAUCGACGAAGGAAAGUCCAACAGACAUGUAGCAGUUACAAAUAUGAAUGAACAUAGCUCUAGGAGUCACAGUAUAUUUCUUAUUAAUGUAAAACAAGAGAACACGCAAACAGAACAAAAGCUGAGUGGAAAACUUUAUCUGGUUGAUUUAGCUGGUAGUGAAAAGGUUAGUAAAACUGGAGCUGAAGGCGCUGUGCUGGAUGAAGCGAAGAACAUCAACAAAUCCCUUUCUGCUCUUGGCAAUGUCAUUUCUGCUCUGGCUGAGGGGAGCACAUAUGUUCCAUAUCGAGAUAGUAAAAUGACAAGAAUCCUUCAAGACUCAUUAGGUGGCAACUGUAGAACCACUAUUGUAAUUUGCUGCUCUCCAUCAUCAUACAAUGAAUCUGAAACAAAAUCUACACUCCUGUUUGGUCAAAGGGCCAAAACAAUUAAGAACACAGUUUGUGUAAAUGUAGAAUUAACUGCAGAACAGUGGAAAAAGAAAUAUGAAAGAGAAAAGGAAAAAAAUAAGACCCUGCGGAAUACCAUUCAGUGGCUUGAAAAUGAACUCAACCGAUGGCGUAAUGGAGAGACAGUGCCUAUUGAUGAGCAGUUUGACAAAGAGAAAGCCAACUUGGAAGCUUUUGCAGUAGAUAAGGAUAUUACUAUUACCAAUGAUAAACCAGCAGCUACAAUUGGAGUUACUGGAAACUUUACUGAUGCUGAAAGAAGAAAGUGUGAAGAAGAAAUUGCUAAAUUAUACAAACAACUUGAUGACAAGGAUGAAGAAAUUAAUCAACAGAGCCAAUUGGUAGAGAAACUGAAGACACAAAUGUUGGAUCAAGAAGAACUUUUGGCAUCUACGAGAAGGGAUCAAGAUAACAUGCAAGCUGAACUGAAUCGCCUGCAAGCAGAAAAUGAUGCCUCUAAAGAAGAAGUAAAAGAAGUUUUGCAAGCCUUAGAGGAGCUUGCUGUCAAUUAUGAUCAGAAAUCUCAGGAAGUUGAAGAUAAAACUAAGGAAUAUGAAUUGCUUAGUGAUGAACUAAAUCAGAAAUCGGCAACCUUAGCAAGUAUAGAUGCUGAACUUCAGAAACUUAAGGAAAUGACCAACCACCAGAAGAAACGAGCUGCUGAGAUGAUGGCAUCUUUACUAAAAGACCUUGCAGAAAUCGGAAUUGCUGUAGGAAAUAAUGACGUAAAGCAGCCUGAAGGAACUGGCAUGAUAGAUGAAGAGUUCACUGUUGCAAGGCUCUACAUUAGCAAAAUGAAGUCAGAAGUAAAAACAAUGGUAAAACGCUGCAAACAGUUAGAAAGCACACAAACUGAGAGCAACAAAAAAAUGGAAGAAAAUGAAAAGGAAUUAGCAGCAUGCCAGCUUCGUAUCUCUCAACAUGAAGCCAAAAUCAAAUCAUUGACUGAAUACCUUCAAAAUGUGGAGCAAAAGAAAAGACAGCUAGAGGAAUCAGUUGAUUCCCUCAGUGAAGAACUAGUCCAGCUUCGAGCACAAGAGAAAGUACAUGAGAUGGAAAAGGAGCACUUAAAUAAGGUUCAGACUGCAAAUGAAGUUAAGCAAGCGGUUGAACAGCAGAUCCAAAGCCACAGAGAAACACAUCAAAAACAGAUUAGUAGUUUGAGAGAUGAAGUUGAGGCAAAAGAAAAACUCAUCACUGAUCUUCAAGACCAAAACCAGAAAAUGAUGUUAGAGCAGGAACGUCUAAGAGUAGAGCAUGAGAAGUUGAAAGCUACAGAUCAGGAAAAGAGCAGAAAACUACAUGAACUUACAGUCAUGCAAGAUAGACGAGAACAAGCAAGACAAGAUUUGAAGGGUUUGGAAGAGACAGUGGCAAAAGAACUUCAGACUUUACACAACCUGCGGAAACUCUUUGUUCAGGACCUCGCCACCAGAGUUAAAAAGAGUGCCGAGAUCGAUUCUGAUGACACUGGAGGCAGUGCUGCUCAAAAGCAAAAGAUCUCCUUUCUUGAAAAUAACCUUGAACAACUCACUAAAGUGCACAAACAGUUGGUACGUGAUAAUGCAGAUCUUCGCUGUGAACUUCCUAAGUUGGAAAAGCGACUUAGAGCUACAGCCGAAAGAGUGAAAGCUUUGGAGUCAGCACUGAAAGAAGCCAAAGAAAAUGCAUCUCGUGAUCGCAAACGCUAUCAGCAAGAAGUAGAUCGUAUAAAGGAAGCAGUCAGGUCAAAGAAUAUGGCCAGAAGAGGACAUUCUGCACAAAUUGCUAAGCCUAUUCGUCCCGGGCAACAUCCAGCGGCUUCUCCAACUCAUCCAAGUGCAAUUCGUGGAGGAGGUGCAUUUGUUCAGAACAGCCAGCCAGUAGCAGUUCGAGGUGGAGGAGGCAAACAAGUGUAAUCUUUACACAUUACUACAGGUGUUGAAAAUAAUUGAAGAAUGAAGAGGACAUAAUAUCAGGCAGAGUCAUUCAGUGACUAUAACCUCUACCCCCUGGGAAUUGUAGAAUUAUAACCCUUUUUUAAUGUAUAAAUUAUACCUGGCCUGUACAGCCGUUUCCUACCCACUCUUCUUGUAAACUCUGCUGCUUCCCAACACAACUAGAGUGCAAUUUUGGCGUCUUAGGAGGGGAAAAGAUGACAGUUUACAACUGUGGUUCUAUUUAUUACACAGUUUGUCUUUUGUGUCUUAAAUUUAGUCUUCAUUGUGCCAAGCUAAUUGUACCAUAUAGGAUUGUGCUUUUUGUACUUGUUUGUUUGUUUGUUUGUGUUUGUUUUUUAAUCUCAGUUUAAGUUACCUAGCUGCUACUGCUUCUUACUUUUCUUAAUAAAAUGUCUUCCUUACUUUAGGGAAAAUGGAA
Molecule: messenger RNA, 3362 nt
Organism: Mustela lutreola (European mink)
Lineage: Eukaryota; Metazoa; Chordata; Mammalia; Carnivora; Mustelidae
Gene: KIF5B
Product: kinesin family member 5B
Exons: 26
Coding region: 11-2902 (963 amino acids)
Biological process (GO): microtubule-based movement
Molecular function (GO): microtubule motor activity; ATP binding; microtubule binding
Source: RefSeq, a predicted model, not a curated record